Carcharodon carcharias (great white shark) is the source of this 1844-nucleotide messenger RNA. RefSeq names its product clusterin (gene clu). The record is from RefSeq and is a predicted model, not a curated record. The transcript is spliced from 10 exons. NCBI's taxonomy places the organism in Eukaryota, Metazoa, Chordata, Chondrichthyes, Lamniformes, Lamnidae. Bases 295 to 1659 code for a protein of 454 amino acids.
CAGAAAGCUAUUCAACAUUGCGUAUUGGUGACUCAACAGAAAUGUAAAUGUAACCUUGAGUGGCAGGAUAAAAAGGUCCAGGACUGCUGUGCGAAGCGGAGAUCAGCAAGCGCAGGGACGGACUUCUGUGCAAGAUACAUGGAGAGUAGCUACUGAACAGAGGCACAGGAGUCAGCUGAUCAACUUUUAACAAAAGAAUACAACAUUAUAUGAUAUUACAAUACUCUUUCACCCACAACUAUACCUUUACAGAUAUAUACAGAUUGAGAAUUUUCAAGCCCCAUUGAGGGAGAAAUGAAAAACAUUAUGUUCACUGUAUGGCUCGUUCUCGUGCUUGCUGUGAGUGAAAGCUGGCAACAGAUCCCACCAGAGAAACUCAAAAAGCUAUCGAUAGAUGGACAAAAAUAUCUAAAUAAACAAAUCGAAAAUGCUAUCAGUGGAGCAAAGAUUAUGAAAUCUAUUGCGGAUAAAAGUGACCAACAACACCAGGAGUAUCUACGAAGUUUGGAACAAACCAGCAAGCAAAAGGAGGAAGCUCUGGUAGCUGCUAAAGAUGCUCAGAGAAAGCUGACUGAUGCUGAGCAAUGUCAGUCAAAGGAGGCCCUCUGGGAAGACUGCAAGCCAUGCUUGAAGCAAACGUGCACACAAUUCUACUCAAGAGUUUGCAGAAGAGGCUUUGGGCUGGUUGAAAAAGACGUAGAAAGGUUCUUUAAUGAAACACCACUGGCUUCUGUAUGGGUCAAUGGGGAUAAAUUCGACUCACUGGUUGAAAAGAAUGCAGAGCAGGGUGAACAAUUUGAACAUGUUGAAAAACAGUAUGAAGACAUCGAUGAAAUGUUCAGAGAAAGCAUGAGAGCGUUUGAUGGAACAGAUAGAUUGAUUGAUCAUCCCUUCAGCAACUUUGGACUUUUCCCGAAGCACUUCUCUUUGUUUCCAGAUUCAUCCCUUUCCCCCUUUAAACCUUCCAUGUUUGACAGUCAUGGGAUGCUUUCCUCUUUCUUCGAUAUGACUCAGCGGAUGUUUGAAAAAUUCCACAAAAUUAUGCAUGAUGUUGAGUUAGAUAGAGGAAUGUAUCAUGAGAUAGAUGGACAAAACAGGACAAAUUCAACAGAAGGACAGGAUCAAUUCAUCUGCCGUGAAAUACGUCGGAACUCUUCUGGGUGCAUGAAACUUUCAGACAAGUGUGAAAAAUGCAAAGAACUCAUGUCCUUAGAGUGUUUUGAUAUGGAUCACAAACCUUUACGAAAGGCGUUUGAAGAGGCUCUGUCAAUGGCAGAGCAUUUUACAAAGAAAUAUGAUAAUCUAAUGAAAGAAUUUCAGCAGAAGAUGGAGAAUAGCACCAAGGAGUUAGAGAUGCUGAACAAACAGUUUGGAUGGGUGUCUAAACUGGCAAAUUAUACACAGAGCCCUGAUGGAUCAUUUCAUGUUAAAGCUAUAUUGUCAAGAUCCGCAAACGAUGGUCCAUCCAAAGACACCGGUACCACUGUUACUGUCCAGAUCUUUGAUUCGCCUCCAUUGACCUUCAUGGUCCCAGGACAGAUGCACUGGGAAGAUCCUGAGUUCUCGGAAAUGCUGGCACAGCAAGCAUUGAAGCACUACAAUGAGAACAGAAUGUUACAAGGCUUGCCAGAUCAUAAGCUGGAGACCAUAGAAGCGUGAAGGGAGCAAGUUCUCACUUUACCUGCUUUGAAGACUACUUCCAUAAACCUUAUUGUUAUAGCAAAUAGGUUUACAGCACAAAGCUACUGAAAAUCUCUCUGCACAAAUGUGUUGCUGGCAGACUGCAUUAUGCUAAAAUCCUUAAACAUGAACUACUAAAUAAAUGCUAUUGUGUGCACAAAAAA